CACAAACUCGUCGUGUGCGCAUGCAACCGCCUGCUCGUCGCUUGAAAUGUGAUUCCACAUCAUUUCUACAGCUGUCAUACUCUAACUGCGCCCGCUAUCUGUAAAUUCGCCUCGCAGGACCGUUUCCGCACCACCUUUCCCGCUGCGCGCGCGGCUCACUGCUCCCACGAUGCCUCCGGCCGCAGGAUCCCGUGCUGCUGGCCCUUCUACAGCUUCCGAUCGCCGCCCGACGCGACAGGGACGCACCACCGUCCGGCCGACCAACUACUAUGCGCGCAACUUUGGAGGGCGCUCCGGCGGCAUGGAGCAGACGCCCGAAGCGGCCAACAACGCCGGCGGCUUCUGUCCCGCACUCACACACUUCUCGCAGGCAGUAGACGCCUUCCCGAAAGAACUUAUACGUCACUUUUCCAUGUUCAAAGAAGUCGAAGCGAAAAUCCAUGACCCGGAACGCAGUCUGGGGCUCAUGUUUGACGAAAUCGACCAGAUGCCUGUGCCCACCAGGGCAGAGCGCCUCGAAAGCUCCCACAACUCCGUAGUGGUCGAGAACGGCUCUGGCACUGGCGCCAAUGGCGGUACGAUGCAAGACCCGGCCAUCCUCUGGCAGCAGCUCGCCGCGAUCGACCCCGAUACGCUUUCGCCGAGAGAGCAGGCCAACCUCAAGAAGCGCCAGGCUUUCUGCCGACUUCGCAUGCAUAUCGUAAACAUCCUACCUGCGCUCGAUGAGAAGUUGGUGGUCCUCGGUGGCGCCAAAGCAACAAAGGACAAGGGCCUCGCGCGUAUGAACAAUUCAUACGCACACCUCGAUGAGGAGGUAAGCGAGGAGGCGCGCUACGGCAGUCUUUCACACUGGGCAUACGCGGACAAGGAGGAAAAGAAGAAAGGCAAUGCGCAUGAGCGGCAGCGAAGAGAAGUGGCAUCGGCCAACAAUCUGGCCGCCGCUGCUCAGCACAUGCACGAUGUUGACUCCAUAGCAGCCAAAAGCGAAGCUCGACGUGAAGCCAUGCUUGCGAACAAGCGCAGCCGACACCAGCAUGUCGACUCCGACUUCGACGACCGGCCCACAAAGAAACCGCACAAGCGCAAAGCCAUGGUUGCAGAGGCGGCUGGGAACGACAGUCGCGCUGUGGGCCUUGGAAUCACAAGCAACGGCGCCCCGUCGCAGGGCAAGAGGAAAAAGACCGAGAAAGCGCUGGCGGCAGCAGUGGCAGCAGCUCCGCCCAUGGAACGAUCGCUGAGUGGCGCGCUCAAGGCUGCCGCGGGAGCCGGCGGGCGGAGCGGGACGAGCCCGCGAGCAACACCAAGCGUCGAGGGCGGGACAAGCAAGCGGAAGCCUCGGGCACCCCCAGCGCCGGCGCAGCGCAAACACGCGCUACCCACAUAUUCACCUCAGCCUGCCUCCUCGCCACUUGUUGGCAACUUCUCGUUACCAAGAGGAAACGCUGCAAAUCCAGAACGCCCAACAGCCGCACGGGCGCGCAAGAACUCUAUCGCGAACUCAGUCGCAUCUGCGGCCCCUGAGCCGCCCGUUGCUCGUCGGCCUUCAUCGUCUCACUCUGUGCAGCAGUCCACAAAUAGCAACGCCAUCACCGAACUCGAACAAACGGCCAAUAUCAAUCGCGAUAACGCUCCCACCAAACGAGCAUCGACACCCAAGGAUACCACAGAACUCCCUCCCUUUGAGACUAUAGCUACUGCCACGGCCCUGAAGCACGAAGAUCUGGAGCCGCAGGAGCCCGAAAGCAUGGAAAUCGACAUACCAGCACCAGCACCCGUGAAUGUCCGUGCGGGUCGCGCAUCUAAGACAGCAACUCCCAUCGUUGGAACUUUUCCUGAGAUUCCUAUGGCUCGCAGCAGAAGCACGCGCAAAGCCAACAAUGGAAACGGCAACUCGAAUACCUCGUCAGAGAACAACAGCACGACAACGGGAAUUGUGUCUAAACGCGGGUACAAGAAGACCACGGCGACUAAUAGCGCGACGAUGCACUCCCCUGGACUGGAAGCAGUACCGGAUCCAAAAUCGAAUCCGCAGUCAUCCAGGGCGAGUUCCAUUGUCCCUGAGGAACAGUCCCAGGAAGCAGAAUCAGACGAAGAUGGCGAUGAGCCGCGUUACUGCUACUGCAACCAAGUAUCCUUCGGAAACAUGAUCGCGUGUGACAACGAUUCUUGUCCACGCGAGUGGUUCCAUUUGCCAUGCGUGAACCUUGAUAGAGCCCCGUCGGGUAGGACCAAGUGGUUCUGUAGCGAUGAGUGCAAAGAGGCACACGCAAAGGCGAAGACUGGCAAGGGUGGGCGUCCAGGAAGCAGUCGACAAUAGGAAUUAGGACGGAGUUCAAGGCGUUCAGAGUCGGGUCCAGCACAUGGGUCUAGGUCGGGUCCAAAGGGUAAGGGCAAGGCUAAGUUGGGAUUAUGGGAUGGCUGGCAUGCUCUUCCUGAUUGAUUUGGGUCUGCUUUGGGUCUCUGGGUUGGGUGUCUUGGGAUGGCGGCGUUCGGCCUUGUCGUUGAGGGGCCGGACGGCGUUGCGAUUGAUGAACAUUGGUGUGAUAUUAGGGGAUGGCUUUGGAAAGAUAGGAUGUUGGCGAUGGAACGACGCCUUCCGACUAUGUCGCAUAGAUGAUGCAUAGCGUCGAAUCCAGUGC
Paraphaeosphaeria sporulosa is the source of this 2639-nucleotide messenger RNA. RefSeq lists its product as uncharacterized. Lineage: Eukaryota; Fungi; Ascomycota; Dothideomycetes; Pleosporales; Didymosphaeriaceae. The record is from RefSeq and is a predicted model, not a curated record. The transcript has a single exon. Bases 170 to 2317 code for a protein of 715 amino acids. Gene Ontology annotation, biological process: regulation of DNA-templated transcription. Gene Ontology annotation, cellular component: Rpd3L complex; Rpd3L-Expanded complex; nucleus.